This is a messenger RNA of Alternaria alternata, 1484 nucleotides long. RefSeq lists its product as hypothetical. NCBI's taxonomy places the organism in Eukaryota, Fungi, Ascomycota, Dothideomycetes, Pleosporales, Pleosporaceae. The record is from RefSeq and is a predicted model, not a curated record. The transcript has a single exon. Bases 64 to 1281 code for a protein of 405 amino acids.
GUUGACCAUUCGCGCUUUACUCAAUAUUGUGAACCUACUAGGAUCAAGCGAGCACAUAACAGAAUGUCUCAGACAAGCACGCCGCUCAGUCGCACAGCCGUUGAUCGGUUCUCUCCAUCGAUGAAUCAGGAUCAACAACUCUCACAAGCCGACUUCGAAGAAUUGUUUGGAACAGCUGAUUCAGCACAGCCUGUCUUUUUGUCAAACGACAGCGACAUAUUUGAUGAGCUCGGAUUUGCAUACGAAGAAGACUGUAUUGUACCUGCUGAUUCAUCAAACCCCUCCGCAAUCUCGACCCCCAACUUCUCCAACUACGACUUCGGCCAGAACGCCGCAGUGUACCCGACCCCUGGGCCAAACUCACCACAUCCGUACCCACUAGAGCUGCAACGAGUUCAUCCAGCGAUAAUUGAUCAGCAAGACUACAAUCACCGUCCCCGUCCUACACGAUCUCAAACGAAUAAUGCCUACAACUAUCCAGCACAGCUGCCACAAUGCUACGGUCAUCGUCGUCGAUCGUUGAGUACUAGCGACGCGAAUCGAAUCGCUGCAAGUAAUAGCAUCAACAACCCAACUUUCAUUCGCCUUCAAGCACCACGCGCGAGAUCGAGUACACCAGAAGACAGGAGAAGGAAUGGUCUAUACUACCGGCAUGGAAGGAGUGCAAGUCAAGGUCCCGCGCAAGGAGACAGACCAACGAACCCGACAAGUACACCAUACCAUAUCUACAGUGACUCGUUGGUAGGUGGCCUGUUACCAACACCCAUUGGCACACCACUAAACGAGUUGGCCGACAUUGAAGAAUUGAAUUACCGCACUGGCACAACUGUUCAUACAGUCCACUCGGAAGGCCCGGUGUUUCGACACAUGAGACGCCCUGACGAAAUGGCACGAAGCAGGCGCAUCAUUGAGAUUGGCGCUCUCGUCGUUUCCAAUCGGUCCAAACUGGAUCCUAGACUUGAGCCGCUUAGUCCGACUGCGGAUCGCGCACGAAUCCUGGAGAAGCUGGGCGAUAUCGAAGAACAUCUUAGGAACAAGGAAUGUAAAGAAGCGCUCCCAGCGUGUAUGACGAUUCGCGUUACGCUGUCAAGGAAUAUGGACGCUGAGGAUGUGGAUGUAGCGGACAACACAGUAGAGGUCUGUUCAGAAGCGCCUGGCAAGGAGCGCCUGGAAACGCAAUGCGAUACGUACGACGAUCAUGACGACAACGAGAUCAUGGAAAUGUUGAUGAGAGAGAAUGGCGUUGCUGGACAAGACGAGGUAAAUAGAAAAACAAAAUGAGCACUCACUACAUUGCAGGCUCUCCAUACACAGGAUAGUAGCUCAGCCAUGAUGCAAAGACUCUGGAUACAUGUGUUUACAGUAUUGAUCCUCGAGUGUUCAUGGAGAGGGAAGAGUUGGCGACGGCGCUUGAGAGGUCAAACCUUGAGAGCAAGUGUGUAUGUUAAUGAGUAAAACGAAUAUCAGGAAAGCGUUUAUUCAAC